CAGUCUUCCUUGAUCAAUUCAUCCUCACUGCAGGACAGGUAGCCAGGAAUACCUCAACAUGCAGUCCGCUCGUUUCUUGAGUGCCCGAGGGCGUCCCUUGGCGAGGUUGCCAUCCCUGCGUGGCUCCAGGGCCAUGGGCUCUUAUGCUACCUUCAAAGCCCCCCAGAUCAACAAUGAGCCUAAUAAACACUAUGCGCCCGGAUCCCCCGAUCGCAAGGCCCUCGAGGAUGCCCUUGCCACCGUCAAGUCCAAGGCUCCCUUGAACAUCCCUCUCACCAUCGCGGGCAAGGAUAUCAAGAGCUCCCAGGUCCUGAUGCAGUCGAGCCCCUCCACCCACUCUCCCAUCGCCUCAUACUCGAACGCCUCUGCUGCCGACGUCGAAGCGGCAAUCAACGCAGCGCUUGCUGCGAGGGAAUCCUGGGCGUCCGCCUCGUUCGCCGAUCGUGCCAGCGUCUUCCUCAAGGCUGCGGAUCUGAUUUCGAGCAAGUACCGCUACGAGAUUAUGGCGCUGACCAUGCACGGUCAGGGUAAGAAUGCCUGGCAGGCGGAGAUUGAUGCUGCGGCCGAGCUGUGUGAUUUCUUCCGGUUCGGGGUCAAGUAUGCGGAGGAGCUGUAUGCGCAGCAGCCUGCGCAUAACUCCGCUGGGGUCUGGAACCGUCUCGAAUACCGUCCUCUGGAAGGAUUCGUCUAUGCCAUCAGCCCCUUCAACUUCACCGCUAUCGGUGGCAACUUGGCCGGUGCCCCGGCCUUGAUGGGCAAUGUCGUUGUCUGGAAACCAUCGCCUUCUGCAAUCGCCUCGAACUGGCUGGUCCACCAGAUCCUCCUGGAGGCAGGCUUGCCCAAGGAUGUCAUUCAGUUUGUGCCGGGUGACGCGGAAGUCGUCACCAACACUGUCCUGAACCGGGCUGAGUUUGCAGCUCUGCACUUCACCGGUAGCACCGGUGUCUUCCGCACACUCUAUGGCAAGAUCGCCAGCGGAGUGGCCGAGGGCAAAUAUCGCAGCUAUCCCCGUAUCGUCGGUGAAACCGGUGGGAAGAACUUCCAUCUCAUCCACAAGUCCGCCGAUAUCCGCAACGCUGCUGUCCAGACUGUCCGUGGCGCGUUUGAAUUCCAAGGCCAGAAGUGCAGCGCUACAUCCCGUGUGUACGUGGCCUCCUCCGUUGCCGAUGCGUUCACCAGGGAGGUUGUCGACGAGGUCAAGAAGAUCAAGAUUGGCGAGCCAUCCGACUUCACCAACUUCUGCGGUCCUGUCAUCCACGAGGCAUCUUUCAACAAGCUCGCUCGGGUCAUCGAGGAAGCCAAGAAGGACCCGGAGCUUGAACUGCUGGUCGGUGGCACCUAUGACUCCUCCAAGGGAUGGUACAUCCAGCCCACCGUCUACCGCACUACGAACCCGGACCACCCUCUUCUCUCCCGCGAGCUGUUCGGGCCCAUCUUGGUGGUCCACGCCUACAAUGACGGCACCGAGGCCGACUUUGCCGACGUCUGUCGGAAGAUCGACAGCACCGGUGAAUAUGGCCUCACUGGUUCCGUGUUCGCUCAGGACCGCGACGCCGUGCGUGUGGCCGAUGCUGCUCUCCGCAACACGGCUGGAAACUUCUACAUCAACUGCAAGAGCACGGGUGCUGUUGUGGGCCAGCAGCCAUUCGGAGGUGCCAGAGCUAGCGGAACGAACGACAAGGCUGGAAGUGGAAACCUGCUUUCGCGUUUUGUCAGUUUGAGAUCCAUCAAGGAGGAGUUUGUCCCUACGUAUACGGUUGAGUAUCCCAGCAAUGCAUAGGGGUAUGGUAUAAAAGUUUCCUUGCUCUCUUUUUUGUGUGUGUGUGUGUGUGUGUGUCUAUAGAUGAGUGGCAUGGCGCUGGUCUGUUUUAUUUGCAUUUCUCUGUCUAUACGGAUUAUGACUCACAGUAUAUUAUCGAAUGAAAGCAAUAAUGAUGAAUCUCUCCAACUACCAUCUGCUUCUAAUCCGAAGCGCAAUUCUUCAACAACCGCUGCGUACUCUCCAUCGCCUGCCUCGCAUACUCAUUCAUAUCAUACUUCUUCCCCUUCCCCUCCGGCCCCCCGUCAAAAACCUCCACAGAAAACCAAUCGCGAAACCCCGUUCUCAAAACAGCUUGUGUCACCUCCUCAACAGGCAAAUAGCCCCCAUUAUACGGAAACGGCCGGAAAUCAUGACUCCAUUGACCCCGCGGCCGCAAUCCACCCUUGUCCUUCCUCUCAAUCGGGGUAGUGGGCUUAUAUGCAUCCGAGAUCUGAAGCAGAUAUAUCUUCUCCGGCGGGAUGGUGCGAGAAAGCUCCUGCAUGCUCGAUGCAAAGUUCCGCUUGAGGACCUCGAAGGGUACGUCUUCGAUUAGUCCCGAGGCCGUGGUGGGAUCACCCCAUUCCCCGCCCGCUGUCUGGAAGGUGUCUAAGCAUAAACCGACAUUGGGGCGGUCGACGGCUUUCACGAUCUCCCAGACGUCUUUCCAGGUCGGGGCGUAUGUGGCCCAGCACCAGUUUUCGUAGCAGAGGCGGAAGUUGCGCUUUGCUAGCAUGUCGGCCAGUUCGCGGAGGUCCGAAACGAGUUGGGCUUUGUCGGAGGUUAUUUUUGACGGGGGGGCGUCUGUUGAUCCGACCUGUCAUUACUAUCAGACACGGCGAGGAUAAAGAAUAAGGAGAGAGAGAGAGAGGAGAGGAAAACCUGCAACAUAUCCGUCCCGACAACAUUCAUAAUCUCAAUCCACCCGUUCGCCCUCGUAACAGCAUCCUGCCUCUCCGCUGAAUCCUUCGGCCACCCCUCCCAAUUCGCGAACGGCUGCAACAUAAGUAUCUUGAGCGAAUUGGCCUCGCACAGUUUGCGGAUCUCCCCCGCCGCCGUGAUCAGCUCCGCGUAGUUCCCCGUCGCGACUUGAUGGCCCAGUAUGCGUGACGCGUAGUCCACGAUGUCCGGGAAGCUGAGCUCGAUGGCUUUGAAGCCCGCUGCGGAGAUGGCUUCGAGCUUUUUGGGGAGGGUGUCGCUGGCGUCGCUGCCGAUGCUGCAGGAGGCGUAGCAGAGGGGGAUUUUUUGGAGGGAGGAGAAGGGGAUUGGGUGGCUCAUUUUCUUUGCUCUUUUCUCUUUUCUUCUUUCUUCUUUCGUCUCGUGUGUUUAUCCUGUCGGUUAUGGUUUGUGGUGUUGUCCUGUUGUUGGUUCUGGUCUGUCCGGUAGAUAUUAUUAUGUUGGAAUGGAAUUAUCCACGACAAUAUGAUAUUCUGUACGUCGAUACGGCUCGAUGUCUAGAUUUACUGGUGUAUUUCUCGCAAAUAUUCCUAGC
Molecule: messenger RNA, 3290 nt
Organism: Monascus purpureus
Lineage: Eukaryota; Fungi; Ascomycota; Eurotiomycetes; Eurotiales; Aspergillaceae
Source: the annotation of a GenBank genome assembly